Eptesicus fuscus (big brown bat) is the source of this 2142-nucleotide messenger RNA. It is a transcript of the gene SLFNL1, whose product is annotated as schlafen like 1. The coding region runs from base 705 to 1892 and encodes 395 amino acids. The transcript is spliced from 4 exons. The record is from RefSeq and is a predicted model, not a curated record. Lineage: Eukaryota; Metazoa; Chordata; Mammalia; Chiroptera; Vespertilionidae.
GUGGGAGGCUGGAGUGGGGGUAGGGCCCCAGCUCUGCCCCUCAUUAUGCCCCUCCUCACUUAUGCUCUCUGAACCAAAAGGAGGACUCAGUCUAAACUAGUUCUUAGGAAGGGUCCACGAGGCUCCGCAAGUUAUACAUAUAUAUGCAAAGCCCAUUCUUCUGGGGAGAGGCCAUAGCUUUCAUCAGCGUGCCCAAAGCAUAAAACCUCUGCUCUACAACCUCUGGCCGAGCCCUGCCCGUUUCAGAGCCAUUCUGGGCUCAGACCAGGCAAGCAGAAGCAGCAGUGGGGCCACAGUCAGGCCUCGGAGCCUCAGAGACCUGAGUCCUGGUCCCCUCUGUCCCUCUUUGGGCAUAUCUCCUGUCUUGCCCUCUGGACUGGAGGGGCAGGCGCUCAUGCUCUGUUCUCCGGCUCAGCCCUGUCUGACUCUCCUCUUUCCUGUCCCAGACCUGGGGUGGCUGGCAGGCCCCUUCCUGCUAGCCCUCUGCCCUCCCUCUCAUUCUGGCCCUUCCCAGCCCCUGCCCAUCUGUGAACCUCCCAGGAGCUUUGGCACCCCUUUGUUCCCCUGGAGGGCCUGGGCCAAGCUGAGAGCCCAGGGUCCUGGGAAGAGCAGCCUGCAGUAAGGAAUCCCGGAAGCCCUUCUGAGGGAGACCCCUCCAGGGGCCCCCAGGAAGAGAUCAGCACAAACAGGUGCAGGAGCCCCUCAUGGAGCCCCCAGAAGAGCAGUCUCUGCAGGAGCUCCCCACAGAAGAGUCCCUGCCUGAGGACUCCGGCCUGGAGGGGGCUCCCAGCACGCAUAUUCUCUACGUGGGCCACCUGAACCCCCAGUUCUCAGUGCCGGUGCUCACCUGCCUGCUCCGAGACACCCUGGAGCGGCUGGAGCUGCCAGUGGCGCGGGAGCACAUCGAGGUGGUGAGGCGGCCGCGGAAGGCCUAUGCCCUGGUGCAGGUGGCCACCUCUGAGGACACCCUGGCCUCCCUCCGCUGCCGCCUGCAGACAGCCUUGGAGGAGCACCAGAUCAUCAAGGAGCUGGUGGCCCGCGGGAAGGAGCUGGUGUUGGGAGACGGCCGUGAGCCCACACACCACAGAGAGGAGGAAAACAGAGGCCCGAGCCCUGGCCCCAGCCCCAGCCCCAGCCCAGGCCACAGCCCAGGCCCCAGCCCAGGCUCCAGCCGCCCACCUGCCAGGCGCACCAAUGCCCCACCGGCCCAGGCUCUGGGGUGGCCUAGCUCCAUGCACCAACCCAGCUGCACGCGCUCGGACAGCGCCAUCGUGCACCAGGAGAUCCAGGGCCAGGAGCGGCUUUUCCAGGGCGCCUUCCUGGGCAGCGAGACGCGCAGCAUGGAGUUCAAGAGGGGCGGCGGCGAGUACCUGAGCCUGGCCUUCAAGCACCACCUGCGGCGCUACGUGUGCGCCUUCCUCAACAGCGAGGGCGGCAGCCUGUUGGUGGGCGUGGAGGACAGCGGGCUCGUGCGGGGCAUCCGCUGCAGCCACCACGAGGAGGACCGCGUGCGCCUGCUGGUGGACUCCGUCCUGCAGGGCUUCAGGCCGCAGGUCUUCCCUGACGCCUACACGCUCACUUUCAUCCCAGUGGUCAACACCUCCGCCAGCGGCACGCCCCUCAAGGUGAUCCGCCUGAGUGUGCACGCCCCCAAGGCCCAGGCUGAGCCGCAGCUCUACGAGACAGACCAGGGGGAGGUGUUCCUGCGGCGUGAGGGGAGCAUCCAGGGCCCGCUGGCCGUCCACGCCAUCCAGGAGUGGUGCAGACAGAAGUGGACAGCGGAGCUGAGCAAGCUGGAGGAGAGGGUGAAGGUGCUGGCGGCCGAGAAGGAGCAGCUCCAGCAGCGGCUGCGGCAGCGCAGGCCCAUCUCCUGCACCUGCUGCGUCCUGUGAGGGCCCCGCGGGCAAGUGAGCGCAGGGAUGAAGCUGGCACUCUCCCUGGGACAUACAGGGAUUGCCUGUUUGAGCCAAAGACCUCCCAAUAAACCCAUCUGGUUGCUCAGAGGGGGACGGGAACACCAGGCUUCCUUGCUCCUUCAGCAGAAUUGCACACACGGGCUGGUCCCAGGUGGCUUCGAUCCUGAGCAGACUCUGGGCUGUGUAGCUAAUAAAUUGCUCUUAGCAUGAGCCCCAAGGAACCUCA